UAUGCCAUACCAUCGGUGGGGUAGGGGCCAAUGUACGGGUCCUAUAAUCAAUGAGGGCACGAUUGGCCGAACUAUGAGUUCUUCAGGAAGUCACACUGUCGUUCAAGAAAAGACAUGUGUUGUGUAUCACAUAAUCCAUUUUACCACAAGUAAUCAUCUCCUCCUCUCCUUGUCUCCUUUCACAGAUUCCAGUUACCACGUUACGCUCUGCCGAGCUGGUUCUGCCUCAGAUAAUACUUCAGGAGGUUCCUGUAUCCUUGGAAAUCCUACAGUCACUACUUCUAGCUUUAAUACUCUUGGUAUUUCCUCUGGAUCGAAUCUACAAUCUGGAUCAGUGACAGGAUCAGCAAUUGUGAUCAAUCCAGCAACAUCUCUUGUCUCUGCAAGUGGCAAUACGAGUUGUAGUAAUAGCUCAGUUCAAUCCUCAAACUCCCGUCUGCAAGUUGGACUCCAAGCCUCUCUUCAUGUUCAACAAUGGCGUUUGUGUUUGAUUGGUGAACCGUCGGCUGGAUGUCAAUUCAUUGCCCAAUGGAGGCUAGAUGCACUAGAUACUGCCUAUACUAUGGACAGUAGUAGCAGUAGUAACGCACAGAAUACAUUAUCUGGAAUGGGUAUGGAGCAGGGACAAAAUUUCUUGGGAUCUACUCCACCUGGAACUCAAAGUGCAAUUGGUGGUUUCGCCCCGGGAGUCACCCCUCAUGAGGAUAGGUUCUUUUUUGUGGCAAAUCGUGCUGCUGGAAAAGGUCUCAUGGGGAACUACGUCUUUCAAGUUGAUGGUCGACGACUGGACCAAUUAUCCCUCGCAAUCGACGAAUUAAUGCUCCGACGCAUUCCUGCACUAACAGCCCCUCCUGGUACCCGCGUUCUUCCCAGUACCACUAAUUCUGAAGACUCUCACACUGAUUCCCUCCAUCUUUGCAAAUCUGCCGCAAUCGAUAUUCGAGGAGGUCCAGGAAAGAUGGGAGGCCUCCCCUUCUCACAGGCUGCCUCCUCAUCCUCCCUGUCCCCUCCUGGUACUGGUGGAGGGUCAGUUUUCGGGGGUUCAGCCUCCCCUCAAGGACUUUCUGGACUCCCCGGGUCGACAGCGUCGGCUUUCGCACCCUCCAGUCUUCCCACGCGUGGAGGUCACAUAAUCACAGGUCCUGCUUCUGGUCUGGAGGAUCUCCAACAACAAAGCUCCCAGCAACAGCAUUCUUCCUCCGCAUCCUCAUCUUCACGGUCUAAGAAGUCCACUCAUCAUCGACAACUAUUUGGAGCACAAACCCUGGGGCGUUCGGACGCGAUUAAGAUCCCAACUCGAAGGUUUACAACAGCCCUAUGGAAAAUGACUGGAGAGGGUUGUGGCUCUUCGCGCGGUCGAUCAUCUUCCAAGGCAGGUUCUGGAGAUGGGAGUGCAGAAGGUGGCAGCUCUUCUGAUACUUCCACGCAAAUGAAACCCCAGCCCUCUCUCUAUUUUCCUUCCGUUAUGGUUGGUGCUGGAAUCAUAACAUCACUUGUUCCCGCUCCCCCUCCUCAACUCCAAUCCUCCGUCCGUUCCUCGGAUGGUGUCUUUGGACAGGUUUGUCAAACGACCGCUCCUCCCCCAAGGUCGAAGGUCAGGCCUGAACAACUUCCCCCAACCCCACUUCAAACCUCAUCUCUGACGCCUCUACCACCACCGCCUCCACCUCCCUCUUGCCUGGUCUGCGAUCGAUGUCAACGGAGAUCACAACGAAGAGAGGGCGUUGGCGGGCAUCAAAAAACACCCUCAUCGAUCUCCUCCGAGGAGUUUGUCGGUUUGGGCAGUGCUGCUAUGGAUAUCUUUGCUGCGGAUGAAGAUGCUGACCAGUCCUCCACAUCACCACCUCCAGUACAAAGGGAACGAAUUCCCCCUUCUCCUCCCGAAUUCUAUGCAUUAUGCAAACUCCUCUUCCGAACUGUGCAUCCCUUCCACAAAAACCGUCGGCUCUUCCGAAGUGGCUCCCUCGACAUCUGUGCAGCGCGUCGUCGAAAAUUAUUCAGAGAGAGGGUCUUUGAAGCUCUUGGUGGUGGUGAAGGUAGCACUCUGGAUCGAAUUCUUCUCAAAGUUGCUCCUCUUCAUGCCCAGUCGAAAUCCUGUGUAUUCCUCCUUGUCUUCUCCCCACCCUUGAAAUCUCCUUCAAUGGAUGAAAUGGAUUACCGAUGGUAUCUUGUUCAUCGACCUGGUAACUGCUGUCCACGAUGCUGUUUAUGGAAUACUCCCAUUCUUCUGUCUGAACUCAACCUUAAGGAUGUGGUUACUAAUCAGAAUAGAAUUCUAAUGCUUGAUAAGAAGGAGCUGAGUGCAACGACGGAUCUGGAAAGACAGAUUCCUUGUGGCGGUGUUCCUUGCUUAUCUACCUCUGGAUUCUUUGUUUGGAGAUUUUCUGAAAUGGUAAACCUUCUAACAUGACAUUUAUUUAUAUCGAAUGGCAGGCGUUUCGAUAGUUAUCAUUAACCCCCUAAUUGACUUCGGGCUUCACAUCGAGGAAGGAACAUCAAAGUGAGAAAAAUUGAGAAGGGGGGGGGGGUGAAUAG
Molecule: messenger RNA, 2535 nt
Organism: Rodentolepis nana
Lineage: Eukaryota; Metazoa; Platyhelminthes; Cestoda; Cyclophyllidea; Hymenolepididae
Source: the annotation of a GenBank genome assembly